Procambarus clarkii (red swamp crayfish) is the source of this 1412-nucleotide messenger RNA. The record is from RefSeq and is a predicted model, not a curated record. Lineage: Eukaryota; Metazoa; Arthropoda; Malacostraca; Decapoda; Cambaridae.
AUGUUAAUAAACCAAUUAGAAUCUAAAUCUUGUGUUGGAUGUGGUGGGCAGGUGGUGCCGGCGGAGGCGGCGCUGAGGCAGGUGCUGACGGGACGGUUCUCCUUCAUCAGCUACAAGAAUUUCGUCAUCGUCAUUGUCGCCAGUCACUACACGGACGCCAGAGGCAACACUCCCUUCUACAUCAGCAAGGACAUUCCCAUGUUUUCUGCCUUUGGUUGGUGCAUCAGAAAAGGUGCGCCGUUUCGCGAGAGCUUCACACGACUGAUGGCUCGCCUGCACGCCUCGGGUAUUAUAACCUGGUGGAGUGUGGAGGUGAUGGCUGCCAGGGUCAGGGCAGAGAGGAAGGCAGCAACACUUCCACACCUGUCUUACGAUGAAGAUAAGCAGGUUGUGCUUAGUCUGGACCACAUGCAGGGAGCCUUUUACCUGCUGCUGGGAGGCUCGUGUGUGGCCUUGCUCACCCUGCUGGGGGAGACCAUCCUUCCCUCACACCUCUUGUCUGUCGUCACAUAAACCUUCGUCGUCUGCUACUUCAACGUCGUCUCCUCGUCUAUGUUGUAUCCUCACCCACGUCGUCUCCUCGUCCAAGUCAUCAACUUCGCCUAACAUGUAGAGAAUGCAGAGUGCAACGAGCACUGGGAGAUCCAAUCCUUCCUAUGACGUUCAUCGGCUUAUUAGUGCUGUUGGUACCAACCACUUGGGGUGGACGGUAGAGCGACGGUCUCAGUUCAAUACGGUCGGCGUUCACUCCCCGACCGUCCAAGUGGUUGGUCACCAUUCCUUUCCCUCCGUCUCAUCCUAUAUCCAUAUCCUGAUCGCUUCCCAGUGCUAUAUAGUCAUAAUGACUUAGCGCUUUUUCCUAAAAAAAAACUUACCUUAGUGUUAUUGGAUGGUGUCCAAGAUUGUAACCGGUUGUUAGGUGGUUGUUGACAGUUCGUGGGGUUGGCUUUGUGUGCAGUAGUUCGAAGAUGUUCACUCUUCUAUUGUCGCUGAUUCAGUCGCCAGAGAUAUCCUGACAAACAACACAGAAGCACAUAACUUGAUCACCAAAGAAAUCCUGGGUACCAACACUAACAUGAUCGACAGAUGCCGCGACAGUAGAAGACUGGACAUUGUCGAGUCACUGCAUAUCAAACACCCCAACCAUCAACACCCACCUAACACCUGGCAACACUCUCUCAUCUUCGAGCCCAGGGCGAAACUGCCAAAAUUCUGCCUCGGCUAUCAUUAAAACACCGGUGAUUGGUCAGCUACUGUGGGCCUAUUGGGCCACGUGACACUUCACCAAACCCUGUGCUACAUAUAAGGUUGCCCCACCCAAACUCCAUCACUUAACUUAGCCUUUGACAAUGUUGACAAGGUCAAUGGAACCCAUCACUUAACGUUAGGCCAUAAUAAAGCUGUAAAAUCAA